Ceratotherium simum simum (southern white rhinoceros) is the source of this 2583-nucleotide messenger RNA. RefSeq names its product negative regulator of reactive oxygen species (gene NRROS). The record is from RefSeq and is a predicted model, not a curated record. Gene Ontology annotation, molecular function: protein binding. NCBI's taxonomy places the organism in Eukaryota, Metazoa, Chordata, Mammalia, Perissodactyla, Rhinocerotidae.
CCCGCAGCGCAGUUCCCUCUAAGAUGCCUGCUCUCUGUGAGUGCUGAGUCGCUGAGCAGCUCGCUCUCCAUGUGACUUCAGUUUCCGUCCGUUCCUUCCGCAAGUGCUAAAAUAAUCUGAUGCUCCAGAGAGAGGAGGCAGCCCAGGCCCGCGUUCGCCUGCUCUCGAGGAGGCCGGAGCCCCGGGAGAGGAUGCGCCCCGCGGAGCCGCCUGGGCCUGCGGGAGCCUGCUGCACUUGAGAUGGAGUUACUGCCCCUCUGGCUCUGCCUGGGUUUUCACUUCUUGAUAGUGGAAUGGAGGAACCGAAGUGGAAUGGCCACAGCAGCUUCCCAGGGGGGCUGUGAGUUGGUGGAUGGACUUGCUGACUGUCGCGGGCAGAACCUUGCUUCAGUACCCAGCAACCUGCCGCCCUACUCCCAGACACUAAUCCUGGAUACCAACCCUCUCAAGACCCUGUGGAAUCAUUCCCUUCAGCAUUACCCUCUCCUGGAGAGCCUCAGUCUGCACAGCUGCCACCUGGAGCGCAUCGGCCGCAGCGCCUUCCAGGAGCAGGCCCUCCUGCGCAGCCUGGAGCUGCCUGACAACUCCCUCUCGGAGAGCUACAAGGAGACGGCAGCCGCCCUCCACAGCCUGCGGGGUCUGCGGAGGCUGGACUUGUCAGGGAAUGCGCUGACGGAAGACAUGGCAGCCCUCAUGCUCCAGAACCUCUCUUCCCUGGAGUCUGUGUUCCUGGCGAGGAACACGAUCAUGAGGCUGGAUGACUCAGUCUUUGAGGGCCUGGGGCACCUCAAGGAGCUGGAUUUGCAGAGGAACUACAUCUUUGAGAUUGAAGGGGGUGCUUUUGAUGGCUUAACUGAGCUGAGGCACCUCAACCUGGCCUAUAACAACCUCCCUUGCAUUGUGGACUUCAGCCUCACACAGCUGCGGUCCCUCAACGUCAGCUAUAAUGCCCUGGAAUGGUUCCUGGCGUCAGGGGGAGAGGCUGCCUUUGAGCUGGAGACACUGGACCUCUCUCACAACCAGCUGCUGUUUUUCCCGCUCCUGCCCCAGUGCAGCAAGUUACACACCCUCCUGCUGCGGGACAACAACAUGGGCUUCUUCAGGGACCUGUACAACACCUCGUCACCACAGGAGAUGGUGGCCCAGUUCCUCCUUGUGGAUGGCAACGUGACCAACAUCACCACUGUCAACCUCUGGGAAGAGUUUGCUUCCAGCGACCUCUCAGAGCUUCGCUUCCUGGAUAUGAGCCAGAACCAGUUCCAGUACCUGCCAGUCGGCUUCCUAAAGAAAAUGCCUUCCCUCUCCCGCCUGAACCUCAACCAGAAUUGCCUGAUGACGCUCCACAUCCGGGAGCAUGAGCCCCCAGGAGCGCUCACGGAGCUGGAUCUGAGCCAGAACCAGCUGUCGGAGCUGCAUUUGGCUCCGGGGCUCCCUGGCUGCCUGAGGAGCCUGCGGUGGUUCAACCUGAGCUUCAACCAGCUCCUGGGUGUCCCCACUGGCCUUUUCGCUGAUGCCAGUAACAUCACUACAAUUGACAUGAGCCACAAUCAGAUCUCACUUUGUCCCCGGCCAGCUGGCGUAGACCGUGUGGGCACCCCCAGCUGUGUGGAUUUCAGGAAUGUGGCAUCUUUGAAGAGCCUCUCUCUGGAGGGCUGUGGGCUGGAGCCAUUACAAGACUGCUCAUUCCAGGGGACCGCCCUCACCCACUUAGACCUGUCCGGCAAUCGGGGGGUCCUGAAUGGGAGCAUCGCCCCUCUCAGAGAUAUUGCCCCCACGUUACAGGUCCUAUCUCUCAGGAACGUGGGCCUCAGUUCCAGCUUCACAGAGUUGGACUUCUCUGGAUUUGGGAAUCUGAGGGACUUGGAUCUGUCGGGAAAUUUCUUGACCAGUUUCCCAAGGUUCAAGGGCAGCCUGGCCCUGCAGACCCUGGAUCUCCGCAGAAACUUGCUCACAGCUCUUCCCCAGAGGGCUGUGUCUGAGCAGCUCAUGGGAAGUCUGCGGACCGUCUACCUCAGUCAGAAUCCGUAUGACUGCUGUAGGGUGGAGAGCUGGGGGACCCUGCAGAGCCUGCACACCAUCGUUGACUUGGCCAUGGUCACUUGCAACCUCUCCUCCAAGGUCAUUCGCCUGAUGGACCUGCCCGAAGGUGUGCCUCAGGACUGUAAGUGGGAGCAGGUAGACAUGGGCCUGCUGUACCUCGUGCUCAUUCUUCCCAGCUGCCUCACCCUGCUGGUGGCCUGCACCAUCAUCUUCCUCACUUUUAGGAAGCCUCUGCUUCAGGUCAUCAAGAGCCGCUGCCACUGGUCCUCCAUAUACUGACCUGGCUACAUGCCAUGGUUAGAAAUUUGGUCUGUGAGUGUAAGGACACUUUCUCUGCCAGAUCUCAAGAUGUGAUGCAGAGGACAAAUCUGAUGAAUUGAGUUAAACCUUAAAAUGUUAAAAUGUUUAAAAUGUUUCUAUCCCUUAGUCGCCCAAGUUCUUUCUCCAUCAUUAUGAUUCGUCCUCAUUAUUCUGGUAAAAUAUUUAUUAAGUGACAUUCUAUGAAAAUAAAAAACGUGUCUCAUAAAUAUUUUUUAAAUCAAA